CGCUCCCUAGUGACUAGAUAGUUGGCAAAAUAGAGUAGGAAAUAACUUUAGCACCCUAUGAAGUGCAGUGUCUGCGAUUAGGACGCUGGUUGUGGGGUUCUGUCUCUUGAGCAGCAGUAAGUUUCGGUGUAUGUAAAAAUGGCUGGGUUUCCCGGAGUCUCUGCGUUAUGUGAGAAUCCGACCGAGGUGUUCCUGGACGUGUCCAGACUGCUGCUGACCUAUGCGGACAAUAUCCUCAGGAACCCAAAUGAAGAGAAGUACAGGUCUAUCCGUAUAGGAAACCCAACCUUCUCCACUAAACUCCUCCCUAUAAAAGGAGCGGUGGAGUGCCUGUUUGAAAUGGGCUUUGAGGAGGCUGAGACGCACUUGGUGUUCCCGAGGUCAGCGUCUGUAGAUCAGCUGAGACGAGUGCGAGAGACCAUCGCUGCUGAGAGAGACCAGAGGUUAGGAGUGGACCAGCGUGCAUCAUGCUCCAGCUCUUCCGCCUCCACUUCCUCUCCUGCUCCUACUCCUACAGCGGUAUCGGAACCGCAGCGCCCCAUAGAACCGCCUCCGUCUUUGUUAGGUAGCAAGUCCUUCCUUGGGACACUGCAAUCAAAUUUUCAGCAUGUGAUGGUGUACGAGAAUCCUGACCUUCAGCAGAAAGCUUUAUGCUGCAUUCCUCAUGAGCAGCUCUCCUCCAGAGCUAAAGAUCGACUGCACAAAGCCAGAGAAGCAGACCCGGAGUGUAGUCUUGCUGAGGAGGACAUGCUGGUGCUGGAGCUGUUACAGUGGUUUAAGCAGGAUUUCUUCACCUGGGUGGACAACCUGCCAUGCAGCCGGUGUGGGGGGAGCACACACACCUCCGGUUACCUCCCACCCUCGACAGAUGAGCUGCGCUGGGAUGGUGGGCGUGUCGAGAACCACUACUGCAACACCUGCAACCUCACCACCAGAUUCCCGAGGUAUAAUAACCCGGAGAAACUGCUGGAGACCAGGAGGGGGCGCUGUGGAGAAUGGGCUAACUGCUUCACUCUGUGCUGCAGAGCGAUAGGGCUGGAGGCCAGGUACAUCUGGGACUCAACAGAUCACGUAUGGACGGAGGUGUUCUCUCGGUCGCAGCGUCGCUGGCUGCACUGUGAUUCCUGUGAAAACGCAUGCGAUAAACCGCUGCUCUACGAGAUGGGCUGGGGCAAGAAGCUUUCCUACAUCUUUGCUUUCUCAAAAGAUCAGGUGGUUGACGUAACAUGGCGCUACUCCUGUAAGCAUCAGGAGGUUCUUUCCAGACGUACUCAGGUUCAGGAAACAUGGCUGCUGCAUACCAUCAAUGGAUUUAAUGCUGAGAGGCAGCAGUCCCUGAGCGCUGAUAGAAAGCGGGAGCUGCUGGAGAGGCUUUUGGUAGAGCUGGUAGAGUUCAUUUCUCCUAAGAGCCCAAAGCCAGGAGAGAUGGGAGGACGUAUCUCAGGUUCUCUCGCCUGGAGGGCUGCUCGUGGAGAAACUGGUGGUGCUGCUGCUGCUUCCAAAGGAAAAGCCACAGAGUUUGUGUUUAUCCCCACUGAGUCAGAGAAGAAGGCAAAGACGUUCCACCUGCAAUAUAACAUGGCCAAAGACUGUUACUAUAGAGUGCACAACAACCAAGAGAAGAUCCCGGGCUGGGAAAAUGGAGUGUGGAAGAAUGAGUCUGUGUUCAGGAAAGAAGAACAUGACUGGAAGAUGGUGUACCUCGCUCGAACAGAGGGCUCUUCCUCAGGCAGGCUGUGUUGGAGGAUUGUGUGUGCUCCUGUGGGGAUGACGAUUAAAUCAGUCUCAGUCAGAGCUGUCAGUCAAACCUUCCACUCCGGUGCUGUCUGCUGGAGAUUACGCUCCUCGCAAUCCACCGCCGAGUUUCCUGGAGAUGGUGAAAUGCACUCGCCGACAGGCCUCGCAGGGUCUGCAGAAGUGGUGAUAGAAGCAGAGCUGAGCGGAGGGGACGGAGAGGCGGCAUGGCAGCAUGCCCAGCUGUUCAGACAGAAUCUGAAGGACACAGAGACGUCUUCGUUCGAGAUUCUUGUGGAAAUGGAGGAUGCUUGAUAAGAGUGUAGCAGCCUUGUACCAUUUCUGUGGUUUAACAAGCGAAAAAAUAUAUAUAUAUAUAUGUUCUGGGGAGUCAGAGUUCAUGUGAGUAAAGACUUCGAGCACAGUCAAAUGAUGUUCUUUUCAUUAGAACAGUCUACAGUGAAUAUAACGUCUAUAAGGGAUAGAAAAGGUAAUGUGAAUCUGGUGUAAUUCUAGACUUGUUUUUUUAACUUUGUGUUUUGGAUAGGAAUGAAACGUUUUCUGAUAUUAAUGAAAAUACGAGAGCUCCUGAAGGCAGCACUCUCUAUCGGAUCAAUACGUCCCUUAAUUCUAAUCUCCUUUAGAGCAAUUGUAUUUGACACAAUUGUAAUUCUACCAACUGAAGCAUCGUGUAAACCUUUUACCUGGAUUACUGUACUGUAAGGAAUGAUGUGAAAUAUUUUCUAACAUUCAUCUGGCAGCAGGGUGUAUAAUGAUACCAUGAUACCUUUUACCUCCAGUGUGUUAAAGUUUUAGCCAUUAUUUUGUAUUGGUUUUCAUUUGAGGCCAUGUGAGACACCUGUAUUAAACAAAACAAACAAACAAAAAAACCCAGACCUCAACAUUUUUGUUUUUGUUUUGUGGAAUAUUUCGAUUGAUUUAUUAU
Hemibagrus wyckioides is the source of this 2680-nucleotide messenger RNA. RefSeq names its product N-glycanase 1 (gene ngly1). The record is from RefSeq and is a predicted model, not a curated record. Gene Ontology annotation, molecular function: peptide-N4-(N-acetyl-beta-glucosaminyl)asparagine amidase activity. Gene Ontology annotation, biological process: glycoprotein catabolic process; protein deglycosylation; protein quality control for misfolded or incompletely synthesized proteins. The coding region runs from base 139 to 2049 and encodes 636 amino acids. The transcript has 12 exons. Gene Ontology annotation, cellular component: cytosol; nucleus; cytoplasm. Lineage: Eukaryota; Metazoa; Chordata; Actinopteri; Siluriformes; Bagridae.